Messenger RNA from Cylindrotheca closterium, 1578 nucleotides. NCBI's taxonomy places the organism in Eukaryota, Bacillariophyta, Bacillariophyceae, Bacillariales, Bacillariaceae. The record is from the annotation of a GenBank genome assembly.
AUGUCGGCAUCUUCCAACUCGAAAGAGCAGAACGAAAGUGGAAAAGCGUUGAAGGAAACACCUUCGAAGGAACAAGAUAUGCCUCCUCAAGCUGAACAAGACAAAAUGAUGAUGAAUGAUCCACUUGGAGCACUUGCGUCCGCGGCAAUGGCCGCAGAAGCCUCAGAGGUCUCUUGCUCUGAUACAUCCAAAGAAGACACCUCUGCUAGUAGUAAGAAGAAGAACGCAUCAGAGUCCGACAAGGUUGAGAAGGACGACAAGUCAAAGCCUGCGAACAAGCAAGAGCAAACGAAUGUUGCAGUGAAUGUCCCGCCAACAAUUUCGUUCCCCCGCCCAGCUCAAGGAUACCCACAUUCAUACCACGCCAUGCCACCUUAUCCUCCGCGCCCAAUGCCUCCAGGAUACUAUCCUCACUACCACGAGGGGCACUACCGCUGGGGUGGUGGCUAUGCUGGAGAACACCCCCAAGCACCACCAGGCCCAUACUACUGGAAACACGGUCCAUAUCCCCCACCUCCACCACACAUGAUGCGACACUACCGCGAAGGCACGGCUUAUGGUCCCUUCAUGCAUGGACCUCCACCACAUCCAUAUGGAUACAGGGUAGACGGCAGCCCUACACGAGGAGAGGCAGCAUCACCAGAAAUCCCUUCCAAUAGCAAGGGCUCGAAUCAAGGUACUCCUUCAAGUCACUCAACAUGUACUCCACGCCUUGUUGACUCUUCUCCUAACAAGGAGACCAGAAAUUGUCUGGUACAACCAGCUCUCGACGAAGAAAACAGGGCUCCUGCAAAGGAGAAGACGGAAAAGAUCGAUUCCAGAGCAAUUUUCAAGCGCCGUGCAUCCAUGGGUAAAUGGACAGAGGAAGAAGAUGACUGCUUGCGCCAAGCAGUUUCAGACUAUGGGGGUAAGAGCUGGAAGAAGAUUGCAUCUCGUCUGUCAGGGAGAACAGAUGUGCAAUGUCUUCAUAGAUGGCAAAAGGUCCUUAAACCUGGUCUGAUCAAGGGACCAUGGACACCGGAAGAAGACUCUAAGGUCGUUCGCCUUGUGAAGCUUCACGGCAACAAGAAGUGGAGCUUCAUUGCUCGCCAGUUAAAGGGGCGUUUGGGAAAACAGUGCCGCGAACGCUGGUAUAACCACCUUAACCCAGAUAUCAACAAGUCCGAGUGGACUGAAGAAGAGGAUUUGGUAUUGAUGGAAGCUCACAGGGAAUUGGGAAAUCGUUGGGCUGAAAUCGCUAAGAGGUUACCGGGACGUACAGACAACUCUAUCAAAAACCGAUGGAAUUCUACUCUCAAGAGGAUAUUGAACAGAGAGGGAGGGGCUGGACUCAAGCGAAACCGCAAGCCUUCCGUUUCUUCCAAGGAAGACAAACCAGACUCUGAGGGAUCUGAUAGUGAUACCAACAGUGAUGCAACUUCCAAGGGAGGAAAGAAAGCAAAAACUGGCGAACAUGUGGCAACAAGUACAGCACCCAAAGAAAAGAAAUCUCCCAAGUCCGUGGCUGCUCUUCAGAGCGACGCCGACCUGUUGCUUGGAUUCAACAGAGGGUCAUCACCUCCAAUCACUUCAGCGUAA